This is a messenger RNA of Rhodofomes roseus, 1723 nucleotides long. Its product is annotated as translation elongation factor Tu. Gene Ontology annotation, biological process: mitochondrial translational elongation. Gene Ontology annotation, cellular component: mitochondrion. The coding region runs from base 106 to 1497 and encodes 463 amino acids. The transcript is spliced from 15 exons. Lineage: Eukaryota; Fungi; Basidiomycota; Agaricomycetes; Polyporales; Fomitopsidaceae. Gene Ontology annotation, molecular function: GTPase activity; translation elongation factor activity; GTP binding. The record is from RefSeq and is a predicted model, not a curated record.
CCCGCUGCCGCGGUGAGCCGGGCUGGGAGACACAUAGACGCUGGAGCUCGCGUACAUUUUCGAGCCGGUCGCCGCCAACGCACAUCCAUCUCUCAGUCCACCGUCAUGUUCAGACCACAGCUGGCUUCGAGGGCAGUCUCCCGCCGCCUCGCCGGCUCACGAGCGGCAUCGUAUUCCUCUUCCACAUGCAGUCGCACUCUGCUCAGGAAUCCUACGCGGGUCGUACCUCCAACGUUCUCGCAUGCCAAAGUUGGCUGGGUCAGUCGCAGGUCGCACUACGUGGAUGGUCUAUCUUCGAAGUACAAUCGGGCGAAACCCCAUCUGAACAUCGGUACCAUUGGUCACGUUGAUCACGGCAAGACCACGUUGACUGCAGCCAUCACCAAGGUUCUCGCUGAGCAGGGUGGUGCGAUGUUCAGGGACUACUCUGAGAUCGACAAGGCUCCCGAAGAAAAGGCCCGUGGUAUCACUAUCAACUCAGCCCACGUCGAGUACGAGAGUGCCAAUCGUCACUAUGGCCACAUUGACUGUCCUGGACACGCUGAUUACAUCAAGAACAUGAUUACUGGAGCCGCUCAGAUGGACGGUGCCAUUAUUGUUGUCUCCGCUCUAGAUGGUCAGAUGCCUCAGACCCGAGAGCACCUGCUCCUUGCCCGUCAAGUUGGCGUUAAGAAGUUGGUCGUGUUCAUCAAUAAGAUUGAUCAAGUCGAGGACGAGGAGAUGCUCGAGCUCGUGGACAUGGAGAUGCGGGAUCUCUUGUCGACAUACAACUUCGACGGAGAGAACACUCCCAUCAUCAUGGGCUCUGCCCUAGCAGCAUUGCAAGGACAAACGCCCAAGAUUGGCCGGGAGAAGAUCCUUGAACUUGUUAAGGCUUGUGACGAAUGGCUUGAAAUCCCUCCUCGUGACCUUGACAAGCCAUUCCUCCUGCCCAUCGAAGAGGUCUUCAGUAUCACUGGGCGUGGUACGGUUGCUACCGGUCGGAACGAGCGAGGUGUUUGCCAUAAGGGUGACGAAGUGGAAAUCGUCGGCUACGGAGCCAGGAUCAAGACAACAUUGAGCGGUAUCGAGAUGUUCAAGAAGGAGCUUGACAGGGGUGAAGCCGGUGACAACAUGGGUGUCCUGCUCCGUGGCAUCAAGCGUGAGCAGAUCACUCGUGGCCAAGUCGUCGCUGCUCCCGGUACCAUCAAGUCCGUCAGUAAGUUCCAGGCUCAGAUCUACAUCUUGACUAAGGAUGAAGGUGGUCGUUACACGCCCUUCACGGAGUCGUACUCGCCGCAACUCUUCGUUCGCACUGCUGAUAUCACAUGUAAGCUGGGUUGGCCAGAGGGUGUUGCUGAUGCCGCUGAGAAGAUGGUUAUGCCUGGUGACAACGUCGAGAUGACUUGCACGCUACGCAAAGAUGUUGCAGCGGAGAUUGGGACACGCUUCACGCUCCGUGAGGGUGGCAGGACUGUCGGCACUGGCAUCAUCACGAAGAUAAUCGACUAUGCGUAGUGGGCUGGGAGGAAUAUAUUUACGUACCGCUAUACAUACAUGUCUAUAAUGCUCAUCAUCGCCAUCCCCACUCGCAAACGUAGAAGUUGGCUGACUACAUCUUGCUUUCGUCGUAUUGCAUGCACACAUCUCGCUUAGUGCCUCAUCUGUUCUUUCUCCAACUAUGCUAGUCCCACGAUAGCAAGCAUUAAAGCAUGACCCAAUAAUGUAUGCAUCGUGGAACACA